Oncorhynchus nerka (sockeye salmon) is the source of this 1501-nucleotide messenger RNA. Its product is annotated as protein YIPF6. Gene Ontology annotation, biological process: endoplasmic reticulum to Golgi vesicle-mediated transport. The transcript has 7 exons. Gene Ontology annotation, cellular component: trans-Golgi network; membrane. The record is from RefSeq and is a predicted model, not a curated record. The coding region runs from base 56 to 745 and encodes 229 amino acids. NCBI's taxonomy places the organism in Eukaryota, Metazoa, Chordata, Actinopteri, Salmoniformes, Salmonidae.
GCCACGUGACAUCAUGGUCAAAGCAUGACGUCUCAGAUCCGUCUGGACAGAGAAAAUGGCGGAAGUGGAUGAGUUAAGUAAACCUAUGUUUGCAGGUCUGUCAGAUGUAUCCAUAUCAGGAGACAUCCCUGUUGAGGGGGAGAUCAAUGUGCCGGUUGGAACCCCCAGUCAUGAUGACGAAUACUCCACACUGGAUGAACCUGUCAAAGACACCAUAUUACGAGAUCUGAAAGCAGUGGGGAAAAAGUUUGUUCAUGUGAUGUAUCCUAAGAAGAGUUCAACGCUACUGAGAGACUGGGACUUGUGGGGCCCAUUAUUGCUCUGUGUGACACUGGCUCUGAUGCUGCAGGGGGGUUCAGUUGACAGUAAGGAAGAUGGAGGGCCCCAGUUUGCAGAGGUGUUUGUGAUCAUCUGGUUUGGAUCUGUCAUCAUCACACUGAACUCAAAGCUGCUGGGAGGCACCAUAUCGUUUUUCCAGAGCCUGUGUGUGCUAGGCUACUGCAUCAUGCCUCUGACUGUGGCAAUGGUUGUCUGUAGGCUGGUGCUGCUGGGUGGGUCUGGGAUGGUCAGCUUCAUCGUUCGACUGAUUGUGGUCACAGCAUCAUUCAGUUGGUCCACGUUUGCCUCUACAGCUUUCUUAGCAGAUAGCCAGCCUUCUAAUCGCAAAGCUUUGGUGGUAUAUCCCGUCUUCCUCUUUUACUUCGUUAUUGGAUGGAUGAUUCUCACGUUCUCACCGUCUGCGUAACAGUGGACUUGUCUCUAAACUGGACUUAACACAAUCCGUUUAGAAUAGAAGGAUACAAAUCAACACCAUGUAAUUUGUGGAAGAUGAGGACCAUGAUGUGUUGGGGAUACUCUUGGUGUAAAACGUUGUGCAUUUUCCUUUGGUGCCACAAGGAAAAUAGUGAGAUUUGACCAAAGUGCACAGUUCUUUGCCUCUCUCUCUUUUUGUUUCCAUUAUUGCUAAGCUCAGCUAAGACAUACAGUGGAGUACAAUGCAUACAAAAGAGUCAGUGAGGCUUUUCUGAUAUCCUUACAGGGACUAUCUGCUUGAUUAACAGGCUCUCUGUCUCACAUGAAGAGAUUACUUCUAGUACGCUAGCAGUAGUAAAGGGGACCAUGAGAUCUAUAUUCUAUGUGACAUGGUCCAUUUACCUAUAUCACUGACUAAUAUGUGAUGCCAGUGUGUAUGUAUACUGUACACUGCCUUAUGCCCCAUUUUCAACAUUUCUUAGGUUUCUGUUUUUUAAAUAUUAUUUACAAGUAGUAUUCUCAUUUAAAAAUGAAGUUUUGAUUAUCCAAGGAUAGUAAGUGGCAGUGUUGUUCAAUUUUCAUAUGAGCAACAUUUAAAAUGAUGUAUAGUAGGUGGCUGUAGUUAACAUUUACUGGGGAAGGUUAUGUUAUUAUAUAUUUAUAAAUGCCCUGUUCUCUCUCAGUAAUUUAAUAUAAUUCUAUUUAAACAGAAAUGUGAAAAUAAACUAAUUCUCCAAAAUCUGAAUAA